CAGUAUGAUGUUCACUUGUGUAGCAAUUACUGCUCUGGUAUUUACAAUUGAUUUCAUAUUUUGCUACGAAAACAUAGCUCUAAAUAAAUCAACAUGGCAAAAACUCCAGUACAAUCCAGGAGAUAGUAGAUUCCAUUCCAGUAAUGCUGUUGAUGGACUUAAGACUGACCUCAGUGCAUUCGGAGGUCAAUGUGUGUUAACUGCUGAUAAACAGAGCACUGCCACCUGGUGGGUAAACUUGACAUCCGUCGUUAGUAUACAUCACAUCUUAAUAUAUUACAGGACUGAAAAUGAAGAAUGGGGUCCUUCAAAUCCUUACACCACCAGAUUUCUAGGAUUUCAACUGUAUAUUUCAAAUACAACAGAUAGAUUUGAUGGUUAUUUAUGUUUUCACGAUACAAACCACAACAGAUCCACAAUACCAUCUGUCGCUAACAUAAGUUGUCCUAUACAUGGACAAUACGUAAUCUACUACAAUGAGAGACUUCCUAAUGCAACUUAUCCAAGUGGAUAUUCUCAGUUUGCUUUUACUGAUUUCUGUGAAGUUGAAGUGUAUGGUUGUUCUGCUCCCAGGGUGUAUGGAUCAAAUUGUUCCAUCCCGUGUCCUGUAAACUGCAAGCAGUACUGUCAUGUAGAAUCAGGAAAUUGUUUUCAAUGUGAUCCUGGUUAUAAGGAUGGACAUUGUGAACAGCAAUGCAAUAUGAGGAAAUACGGAGAAGACUGCAGUCAGGACUGCGGUGUCUGUCUGGAUUACAAACAAUGUGAUCACAUAAACGGAACAUGUGAUGAAGGAUGCGAUAGUGGAUACUAUGACCUACUCUGUAAAACAGAAUGUAUUCCUGGAAAGUAUGGUGUAAACUGUAAGGACACAUGUAGUGAACUCUGUACAGUGACAAACAGAUGUAACCAUACAUCAGGGGAAUGCGAGGGAGGCUGCAAACCAGGGUGGAAAGGAUUAUUAUGUGAUAAAGAAUGCGACGGGGGUAAAUAUGGUUCUCACUGCAAUGAAACCUGUGGAAGUUGUCGUUAUCUACAUCAGUGUCACCAUAUCAACGGUUCAUGUGAAGACGGCUGCAAACCGGGAUACCAAGGGGUGAAGUGCGAUAACGUUUGUAGUUUUGGUUAUUUUGGAUCUGACUGCAAAGAAGAAUGCAGUGCAUUUUGUAAGAAAACACGUGACUGUCAUCAUGUGACUGGUUCCUGUAGAGAGAGUUGUAAGGCUGGCUGGCAAGGACACGACUGUUUUCAGAUCCAAGCAAAGGAGGAGAGCGACUGGCAAUCACGAUUUUACGGUCUUCUAGCUGGGUUUUGUGUUUGUGUAGCAGUUAUAGCCGUUUUAUUAGUAGUGGUGUUUCUGCAACGACGUCGCAUGAGUGGGAAGAGAGCAGGGCAAAGUCAUAAGGAAAGUCAAAAUCCACAAUGUAAUGCUGGUUACGUAGAUGUAAUGACCACUGAAAAUGUUAGAAGUGAAUACCAAGAGCUCAGUGACAUUAAAGGAUCCUCAACAUAUGACGUUAUCAAAUGAUAAGCAUUAUAAAUAUAACUUGGGUCUUUACUACAGACCUGCGAUGACAAAUUUAUUAUGUCUAAAAGGUUUUUUUUUAUCUAUGAAAAAGAAAUCAAUAUUGACCGAAGCGAAGCCAGAGUCAAUAUCCAUAAUUUUCUGAUGGACAUUAUAAACUUAAAAGACAGCAUGUUUUGUAUAGUAUCGAAUGAAAAUAGAGAAUUAAGCAUGCGUACAACAGAAUUUUUCAUGAACGAGCUCCUGUUGUGCAGAGGCUCAAAAUAUCCAAUUAAAUAUAACUUUACAA
Molecule: messenger RNA, 1811 nt
Organism: Saccostrea echinata
Lineage: Eukaryota; Metazoa; Mollusca; Bivalvia; Ostreida; Ostreidae
Product: multiple epidermal growth factor-like domains protein 11
Exons: 10
Coding region: 5-1525 (506 amino acids)
Molecular function (GO): scavenger receptor activity
Source: RefSeq, a predicted model, not a curated record